GUUGAAGCUAAUCAUUCGGAGCGUAUAAUAAUUACUAAAACAUCAAGCGCAUAGAACGGAAUACGAUCAUUAUGUUAAAUUCAGAUAUUUACGUGAAAGAAGAAUACAAUGAAGCAAGUCUAAGUCCAAAUCCAAAUUCAAAUCCAAGUCCAACUUCAAGUCCAAGUCCAAGUCCAAAUCUGAAGUUAAAAACAAAUCUAAAUCCCACUCCUAGCCCAAGUCCAAGUUUAAGUUCAAGUUUAAGUUCAAGUAUAAAUUCAAGUUUAAAUUCAAGUCCAAGUCUAAAUGCAAAUUCAAGUAUUCAAAAUCCACAUUCGAAUGCAACUAAACGGAAAAUAGCUUUGACUAUGCAGCAAAAGUUGGAAGCAGUAAAAAAGAAAGAGGCUGGUGUUCCUAUAAUUGAAAUAGCAAUUGAAUAUAAUACUAGCGAAACUACAGUGAGGAGAUGGAGUCGUGAAAGGGAAAAAUUUGAAAAGCGUAGCCUUUCAUGGAAUGCAAAACGCAUACGUUUAUCACCACUUGAAAAAGUUAACGAAGCUUUAACCAUUUGGUUCCAAGGUGAAAGAAGAAGGAACAAUGCACUCACUGUUAUACAAGUGAAAGUUAAAGCUCAAGAAUUUUUUCGACGAUUCGGUGGCGAUACAGAAACAUUUAAAGCAAGUGAUGGAUGGUAUCGAACUUGGAAACUAAGGAAUGGCAUUCGAUCUAUAGCACUACCUGGGGAGCAAUCACCUGCUAACACGAAAGCUGCAAAUCAGUUUACCAAUGAAUUAUUAAACUUAAUGGAAAAAGAAGAAUUAACUUUACAUCAAGUAUUUAAUGCAGAUGAAACUGAACUUUAUUUUAAAAUGAUGCCAAGUAAUAAUUUAGUUGUUAAGACAGAACAAGGAACUCCUAGCUGUAAAAGAAUUAAUGAUAAAUUAACUGUAAUGAUGUGUUGUAAUGCAAAUGGUUCAUUCAAAAUGCCAUUACUAGUUAUAGGGAAAACUCAAAGACCAUCGGCAUUGAAAAAUAUAGCACCACAGUUAUUACCUGUCAAAUAUACGGAUCACAAAAAUGCCUGGAUGAGUGCCAUCAUUUUUGAAAGGUGGUUUAAAGAAGAUUUCGUGCCUCAGGUUACUAAUUUUUUAAAAUCAAGAGGAUUGCCAGUGAAAGCAGUUUUACUAUUGGACAGUGACAAAUCAUAUCCACCAAUGAAUACAUUAAGUAUUGGUGGUAUCAGGGCUAUAUUUUUUCCUUCAAAUGUAACUCCACUUAUCCAACCUCUUGAUCAGGGAAUUAUUAAAGUACUAAAACGAAGAUACAAGGCAGUAUUCCUAAAAUUUUUAAUAAAUGCCCAAGCCGAUGGAAUUAAUUAUUAUCGUGCAAUAAACUCAUUCAGUAUUAAAAAUGCAAUUGAUUUAAUCAGUGAUGCUUGGGAUGAUAUUACUGAAAAAACUAUCUCAAACUGCUGGAAAAAGUUGUUAAAUAUGCCAGUUGAUGAAGACAAUAAUUCCGAUUAUGUGACUUCUGAACAUAUCCAUCAAAUGUGCAAGAAAAUUCGAAGUUAUGAAGACAUUACUUUGGAUCAAAUCAAUGAAUGGAUCCAUACUGAUUGCUUAACUAGCCUUACAGAUGAAGAAAUCAUUGAAGCUGUAGAAAAUCCAUGCAAUGAAGAAACUGAUACAGAGAGUGAACAUCAUAUAGAGAGUGAAAUAUCACCUGCUAUGGCAAUGGAAGGUUUAGACUCUGUGAUUUCAUUUUUUGAAGAAACUGGGGAAAUCUCACUUUCAGAUAUGAAAGUAUUGAAAAGAGUGAGAGAGCAAUUGUUAAAAAUUAAAAAUCAGAUUUAAUUUAAGGAGAAUUUUUAUAACAAUAAAAAUAAUUUAUUUUGACA
This is a messenger RNA of Megachile rotundata (alfalfa leafcutting bee), 1876 nucleotides long. Its product is annotated as jerky protein homolog-like. The record is from RefSeq and is a predicted model, not a curated record. Lineage: Eukaryota; Metazoa; Arthropoda; Insecta; Hymenoptera; Megachilidae.